AUGAGGCCAAAAGUCCUCGAGAUAGCCUGGCACGAGACGCAGGCAAUCUACUCGUGCGACUUUCAGCCGCUGCCGGUUAGCCAGUUGAAGCGCCUCCUUCCCGCGACCAUAGAGGAGGAAGAGCGCUCCGAGAAACCACCAGCUGCCGCACCAGCCCGCGCAUACCGCUUUGCAACAUGCGGCGGUGACUUCAAGGUCCGGCUCUGGAUGAUCCACCCCAAUAUCCCAACGGUUAACGCGGCUACGCACGCGGCCCUCACAGGACAAGAGGUCGCACCCCAUCCACCACGUGUCGAGUACCUCGCCACACUGUCCAAGCACACGGCAGCGGUCAACGUCGUGCGCUUCUCGCCUAGCGGCCAGAUGCUCGCUUCGGCUAGUGACGACGGAAAUGUCAUCCUCUGGGUCGCGUCUGACAGGCCGACGACUACGUUUGGUGAGACGCCCGAGGAGACGCCGGAUAAGGAGCACUGGCGUCCUCAGAAGAUGCUCCAGGUCACAAACAAGCACGUUAUGGACCUUGCCUGGUCACCCGAUGGCGACUUCUUCAUUGCCGGCUCGACGGACAACACUGCGACCAUCUGGAAGGCCUCGACGGGAGAAUGUGUGUUUGCCCUGCGCGAGCACGCGCACAUUGUCCAGGGCGUGAACUGGGACCCGCUCAACGAGUACAUCGCGACGCAGAGCAGCGACCGUGCGGUCCAUGUCAAUACGUUCUCGUUCCGUAAUGGUGUGGCCGACGUGCACCCCGUCUCGCGUCCUUCACGCAUGGAGAUUCGCCAUUCGAGGACGCCCUCGAUCCCGGGAGUGUCACGCCCAUCACUGGUACGGCGAGGAUCGACGACGUCCGAGGCGGGGUCUGUCGUGACCACUGCUUCUGAAAUGACUGAGCAGCCUUCCGCUACAGCUGCAGGGGGAAGCCAGCCACAGCCUCCCCCUACUCCCAGUUCCAUCUCUGUUCCUUCGACGCCCAACACGAGCGCAAUGAACCCUCCACCACCAGGCUCUGGGCACAAGGGCACCAGCUCGCGCCGCUCUUCAUUCUCCUCCCAGGCGCCAGGGUCGCCGGCUCUUAGUGUCUCGGCCCUCGGUCGCGGGCGUUCUCCCUCGCCCAUCCCUCCAUUGCCUGCCAUGCGUGCGCCUGCUCCAGCCGUACAGUCGAUAAGCCAGCGCCUCUACGGUGACGAGAGUGUGACGCGCUUCUUCCGUCGGCUGUCCUUCUCACCUGACGGCAGCCUGCUUCUCACACCGGCAGGAUUAAUCGAGGACCAGAUAUACAAAGGAUCGCCACUGCUCGUUGCGCGCAGUUUGUCGCAUGACGGCUCGGGCUCUGAGAGCCUCACCGCGCCUUCCCCUGCUGCUCGGCCGCGAGCAAUGGACUCUGCCAAGCCAACAGUAUACAUCUACUCGCGCGCUAAUCUCGCACGCAACCCGAUCGCCCACCUUCCCGGCCACAAGACGCCAGCCGUAUGCAUCCGCUUCUCGCCUAUAUUCUACGACCUGCGGACAACGGGCACCACCUCCACCCCGAACGAGCCGAAGCAAAUCACCCUCGACGCCUCCAACCCGUCGCCUAUCCAUGUGUCCCUGUCAAUGCCACCACCUCCACCUCCCAACAAGGACAGUGAGGACAAGAGCAAGGACAGGCCCUUGGGAAGCGUCUUUGCCCUUCCGUACCGUCUCCUGUACGCUGUCGCGUGUCAGGACGCAGUGUUACUGUACGACACACAGCAGGCUGGGCCAGUCGCCAUCUUCCGCGGGCUCCAUUACGCGGGCUUCACCGACAUUGCCUGGUCUCCAGACGGCCAGGCCAUGAUGCUCUCGAGUGCGGACGGCUACUGCUCCAUUGUUGUUUUCGACCUCGGUGAGCUGGGCACCAUCCACCCGACACAACAACACCACCGUCAGCUGGCAGCAAUUGCCCUGACACAUGGUGGAGGCACCUCGGCCGCGGCGACGCCCACCCCGCACUCUCCCUCCGUAUCGACGAUGCGCGCGAGCCCCGCCCCGCCACGGAGUGAGCGCGAAUCGUCAGUAGCUUCGAGCGCGGCCGUACCCCCGCCCCUGUUCGCUCGGCAGCGCGCUCCGUCGUCAGCAAGCAGCGUGGACCAGCCGCUCCCAACACCAAGCGAGGACGAGAUGGUUGCGGCUGUGCGCCGCCCUUCGGCCGCCAACUCCGAGGCAGACGACAGCGGAAAGCGGGGAGCCGACGAGGCUGGCCAGCCGAGGAAGAAACGCCGCGUUGCGCUCCAGCACCUGGGCGCAGAGUAG
Messenger RNA from Cutaneotrichosporon cavernicola, 2271 nucleotides. RefSeq lists its product as uncharacterized. The coding region runs from base 1 to 2271 and encodes 756 amino acids. Gene Ontology annotation, biological process: nucleosome assembly; DNA replication-dependent chromatin assembly. The transcript is spliced from 6 exons. The record is from RefSeq and is a predicted model, not a curated record. Gene Ontology annotation, molecular function: protein binding. Lineage: Eukaryota; Fungi; Basidiomycota; Tremellomycetes; Trichosporonales; Trichosporonaceae. Gene Ontology annotation, cellular component: CAF-1 complex; nucleus.